Messenger RNA from Aspergillus piperis CBS 112811, 3487 nucleotides. Its product is annotated as 3-hydroxyisobutyrate dehydrogenase. The transcript has 8 exons. Lineage: Eukaryota; Fungi; Ascomycota; Eurotiomycetes; Eurotiales; Aspergillaceae. Gene Ontology annotation, molecular function: NAD binding; NADP binding; oxidoreductase activity. The record is from RefSeq and is a predicted model, not a curated record. The coding region runs from base 188 to 3487 and encodes 1099 amino acids.
AGAACCCGUCACGAGGUGAAUCUCAGCCUUGCGUCCUAGCUGACUAAGCCGCCUCCAUGGUCCAGCUGAACCGCGGGCGUACGGCUUUUGCUCAUAACACUCUCCCUGUCUAAAGCUUUUACACGACUUUUUGAAGGGCUCCUAUCCCAUGUCCUCUCAUAGUGAUUAAACAAGACCUUCUAGAGAAAUGCAGUCUGAUUUUGAACUUGGGCAUAUCCAUGACCACGGCCCAGGUAGAGGAAGCACAGUCUCCUUGGUAAGCGGAAGCAUGGCUACCAAUUUCGAAAGGCCGGACUGGCUCGCAAAGAGUCCUAGGUAUUAUGAGAUAUACCUGAACCCCAGAACCUAUUCGGAGACACACCAUGCGACCUAUCGGCCAGGAAGAGAAUACAGAUCCGUUGAGGAGUACCGUCACAAAGACAGCUUGGGGCGCGUGUGGGUAGGCCGUGAAAAUGACCGUUACUUGAGUGCUACGGAUGGGCGACUAGUAGAACUGGUAGUUCAAGCGUCCGAGGAUAUAUGCCAUGGCCCCGCCAACUCGACCUGGGCUCGGAAGAGGAUUAAGGAGUCUACCCCGACGAUACUUCGAGUUGUGUACUCGCUUUUGGGACGACACCUUCAGAAUAACCAGGACGCAUGGUCAAGGGUUAGCAUGUGCUUGGAGUGGCUUCCGUCCUGUGUUACUAUCGCUGGUCUGUUAUUUCUUCCAACAGAUCUUGGCGGAGAGUUGAGAAACAAUGGCCAUUACGAACAGUUCAAGUAUCACUACUGGGGCUAUUCAACGGCUUCAACCAAUCUUCACGAGGUCGAACCAUCGAGCACUAACAAUCUGCCGGGCCCUCGUCAAUUUGCAAACGGGAUAUCAAAGCGGCCUCUACGUCCGAGACUGCUGUGCUUGCUUCAAGACGUCGGGGGUAUUGUCAUCGUUAACGUCGAAGAAUGGGAGGCAGUGCAUGGCAGCCUCGAGUAUCUGUUCAUAUGCUAUACCACUGAGCAGUACAGUCAUGAGUCGAAUGAAGACAUGGAUGAACUUCAUCGCAUUGCUAAAGCUGCUACCCGGACGGCAGGGGUUGCGGCUUACUGGAUCGCGUGCAGUUGCAUGCCUGAUGAUGACGACCAAUUCGAAGACAUAUACCGGAUCAGCGAUGUCGUGCGGGGUGCCCAAGCCUUGGUGGUGAUUAUUGGCCCCUCUCCGGGUCUCAGGCCAGAGGAAGGUGAAAUGCUUCGCCAUUUGGGAAGUCGACUGUGGACCUUUCCUGAGGUCCUCCUAAGCCCAUCGGGCCAACCAAUCUCCAUAUACAAGCGUGAUUGUCCCCCAGAUUCCUUCCGGGUUCUGUCGAAGCGGAACUUCGCAAUUGAAGCCUGGGGAGACACCACUGUCUCAAGAGAGCUUAUUGAUCAUUAUGAAGGUUCAAUUAUACUAAGCCCUCUCGAGCUGGUCUCCAUCGCCUUACAAUGCUUUCCAAACCGUGAAACCACGAGGUACUAUAACGGAGACCUUUCGUACGCUCUGAUGGGCUUGUUACGACGUCGUCCAAGUGUUAACCCGAAUGACUCGGCCUUUGAAGCCUUUUGUCGGUUGUCUUGGGCCAACGACAGCGAUCGGGUGCUCGAGAGGCUGGUAUGCAUGCUACCCCAAAACAUCGACCAGCCUUGGUAUGAGAUCAACGACUUCUGGGGCAGUCAUCUUUGGGAAAUUGAACCUCUUUGCCAAGUUGUCGGCUUCGGUGGCAAAGACACUGUGAUUAUGAGUGGUGCUUUUGGUGCUCCGAUUCGUUGGACAUCCUUGGAGCCGGUCAACAUGUUGAUGCGUAAGACGGCAAAACGUUCAGUAGCCAGAUUUGCUCUUCGCAGCACUCCUGGUUGGAUUGUUAUAGGCGUGAUGUCGCUAGCAAUUACCCGGUCCAGAACAGGAACAGACGCCUACCUUGCAUUCACUGUGAUCGGGUGGAUAUUCACAGGCCUGUAUAUUUUGGUCAUGUUGGCGUCUCCGUACCUAAUAUCCAUUCUUUAUGUUGGGAAGACAUGGGCGUCACAGCCAUGGCUGUUCGGAUUUGAGGGCUACAUGGAGAUUGGUGAGAUCGAGCAGAUGGUCUUCGGUAUUAACCUCAGCCGUUUGAAGUGGAGUCCCUAUUCCAGCGAUCUCUCGCUGCAUGUAUCCCAGAACGGUGAGUGCGUGGGGAAAGAUCCCACUUGCAGAGAAUCCACCGCCCAGUUUGUGUCCGCUGCCCGAAACUCGCGGUAUGGAGAGCUCAAGCUCUUCACCUUGGUUGAUACGAAUACCUUGACCGUCACUUUAUUCCGAGCUCGCCGCCCGCCGGUGGCAAUGCUUCUUUGCGGCAGCGAGGGUGGUAUGCAGCGAGCGCUGCUUUGUUCUUAUGAUUGGAAAUCCCAAACCCUCUAUCGCGAGAAUGUCCUGCGGGUGGACACGCUCGUCUUGGACAAGAUGUCACGGGUGGAUAGAUUCCGGCUUGGUCUGAAUAGGCCUAUGGCGGAGACGGCAGAUGUCAACGGCAAACCCAAGGUCGCGUUUAUCGGUCUCGGUGCGAUGGGUAGAGGAAUGGCUAUACAACUGCUCAGCGAAGGGUUUCCUGUCAGUGGAUUCGACUUAAACCCAAUGUCACUCGAGACAUUACUGGCCAUGGGCGGCACUGUCGCCCCAAGUCCACGGGAAUGUGUUCAUGAUGCCUCAUUCUUUAUCUGCAUGGUAGCGAAUGCCCCGCAGAUAGAGCAUGUAUUAUUCACCAAAUCAGUGGGUGCUGUGUUUGGCUUGGUGAAGGACGCCACUAUUAUAUUAUGCUCCACCGUUGCCCCAGGCUUCCCGCAGAAGAUCUUGGACCAGAUCCAUCAUCGAUUCUGCAGGCCAGAUAUCAAUCUUGUCGAUUGCCCUGUAUCUGGUGGAGCGCUUCGUGCAGCUCAAGUUUUACAAUCGUUCAGCCAAACGCUAUACACUAUCGACGGAGGACUGGGGUGUGCCAGUAAAGUCCAACUUAUCAAUCAGCACCUUGCAGGAGUCCAUAUUGCUAUUGCAGCAGAGGCAAUGGGACUAGCUGCGACUAUGGGGAUAAAUACAAAGCAAUUCUAUGACAUAGUGCUGAAAAGUCCUGCGCAUAGUUGGAUGUUUGAGAACCGAGUGCCACACAUGCUUCGCAAUGACUGGUCGCCGCACUCCGCUCUCAGCAUCUUUGCCAAAGAUUUGCGCAUUGUCACUUCGGAGGGUCUGAAGGAGGACUUCCCUUUGUACAUCGUAUCUGCUGCAGAGCGUCUCUAUCAAUUUGCUGCACGAGCUGGCUAUGAAAAGGAAGAUGACUCUGGCUUAGUGCGGAUUUUCAUUCCCCAGAACUUGUCCUUGAUUUCCGAGGCGACGCAUCGAGAAAGCCACGCAGCUGACCAUGGGCGAACGUCAAGAAUGAUCUGCCUUAUGCUGAGUAUUGUUCACGAGUGCAGAGACAUUCUGGUCAGUCUUUUCGCUAUCGCCUCUGUGUGA